Molecule: messenger RNA, 4961 nt
Organism: Diachasmimorpha longicaudata
Lineage: Eukaryota; Metazoa; Arthropoda; Insecta; Hymenoptera; Braconidae
Exons: 4
Coding region: 178-4593 (1471 amino acids)
Biological process (GO): DNA recombination; DNA integration
Molecular function (GO): DNA binding
Source: RefSeq, a predicted model, not a curated record
CCGAGCGUCGGUAACAGUAUUUGAGCAUCAUUCACGCAUUUUUGUUUUCAGUGGGAAGUCCCUACUUUCCUGUAUGAACCUCACUAAUAAAUCUCAACGGUUUGGUCGGGCGUCGAAAAAUUUUGCGGUCAUUCAUUAUACACAAUCCAAUCAUUUCAAGUGCAUCCACAUUCCAUCAUGGGAGUUUUGAGUUUAUUCACUGAUGCAAUUUAUUAUAUCAGUGAUCAAAAACAUGUUUUUAUUCGCGGGAAGAAGUGUUCAGUGAAAUAUAGUGACAAUAGGAAGUAUGCAGCACGUGUACUAGCAGUUUCCAGAAAUGAGGAAAUUUUGGUCAAAUUAAAGUCUACUGCAGAGGGUACAAUCGACGAAACUGGCGAGUACUGGGUGUGCUGCAGCCCAUCAGAACUAACUUACGCUCAAGUGUCCAAAGAAAUGGCUCAAGAUACAGGGAAUCGUUUUCUGUUCGUGGACAAGAGCGUUCUGCCUAACCCACUGAAUGGAGGAACCCGUAUUCGCGCUUUAACCGUGGAUCAUUUGGAUGAUCUGGAAGGAUUCUUUGAUCAUGCUUCAAAAUUCAUGAAACUGGAAAAAACUUCAAAUAUGAAUUCCUUAUCUCCAAUCGAGCCACUCAAUUUACCGCUCAUAAAUCCUGGAGAGAGUGAUGACAGGGAAGAAUCAUCAUCCAAGAUGGAGAACGACAAUUCUACAGUUUUUGUGGACCCUAGAAUCACCUGGACCGACGACGAGCGUUCAACAGUUCUAUCAGCCUUCAAUAAUAUGUUGAUGGUCGGAAAAAUUCCAUCAGGGGCUCAGAUGCAGACUCUCAUAUACAGCAAUAGCUGUUUGAAGCAUCGCACUGUCCCUCAAAUGAGAAGCUGGUUGCACACGCAGAAAACAAAAAAAAUCACCAAUGCUUCCACUGAAUCAAGUCAGAAAAGCAAAAAAAAAGUGCACGAAUCAUAUUCGGAUUCCCCAAAAAACACAAUAUCAUCAGAAUGUCCAUAUGAUCUCAACACCAUAAAGAAAAUUCUUCCGGUAUCUGGGGAGAUAGCCACGGGGACAUCAAUCGAGACGAACACUGAUGGCGAUGAUCUCAACAACAAUCGACCUGAAGUCGACUGCCAAACUAGCGACGUCCUUCAAGCUUUGAAGCUUCAUCGCAAUAUUUCAUCCUCUGAAACUAUUGCUUCUAAGCAAGUAUCCUCAUUCCACGUGAAUAAUACAGAUACCGAUGCCAUCUCCAAGGUAAAUGACUCACAUCUGAAGGUUCAAGAAACUAUCCUUCCUAUAUCAGACAUUCAUAAUGAUAUGAAGAAGGUCAACUACAACGCAACUGGUAACCAAUUGGAGCAGGUGACGAAUCCUCCCCCACCAGCUGCCGUCACAGGUUUCGAGGCUCUUCAGCCUUCGAUACCAGAUCUUCAGGCACCAGCCGUUGAGAUCAUGAAGCCUAUGUCCUUACCUCCACCUCAUACUAGUGAUAUAGCCGACAGUACCAUGAUUCGGAAGAACGUUCGAAAUGGCACUGAAAGAACCAUCGUGCCAACUUUAGUCGAAAUAGUUGCGAAGGUAUUGUCCACCCCCCAAAUCAAUAAAGAUCAAAGCGAUAAUACAUCGAUAAUGGAAACAUUUCAGGACGAAUAUCCAGGAGUCAAGGCAACACAGCAGUCGGUUGAAGAGCUGGAUUUGAAGAAAAGUGGAUACUCAAAUUCUCCUGUUCCACCAGAAAAAAUUGGGGAAACGGAAGGAACAAUAAUAUUAACUCCUUCAACCACACUGAAGUAUCAGAAAGAUGGAGACCGUCAACUUUCUACCAACAUCGAUGGACUACUGCAAUAUUCUAUUCCAGCUCCUGACGGAAUUCAAUUGUUGCCCAACGUGAAUUUCUCGCUGACUGAAACUCCUCUAAGCACCUCGGCAUUUGAGAAACUGGUGGAUAAUUUCAAUACCGGAAUAUCUGAGCAAGCAGAACGUAAAAUCAAUCCUUUCCAUUUUACGGUAUUCCAAGACAUCGAUUCAUAUCCUGCCUCUCCUCCUGGGGAAAUGCAUCCUGAUCAGCGAGCACCUUCCACAACGGAGUCGAUGGUGAAUGCUCCAAUCACAGCGAAGAAGGACCCAAAGCCACGCAAGAAUUGGAUAGAAAAAGUGGAAAUUAUCAACUUUCCCAAGGUCAAGAUAUUUCCUGAGACAAGGACAUCUACAAGCGCUAAACGUCAAUUACGUUUUCCUAAUGAGGACUCCCAGAAAAUCGAUGAAUCUCCCACUGAUGCAUUAGGAGACCCCGUGCAUCAUUCCACCAUGAAUGAACCUGAAAUAUCACCAAGCCUCAAGGGCAAUAUUGAGAGCAACAGAGAAGUGAUUCAGAGCGAUAGGGAAACUCAAUGGAGCGAAUCUGACGAAUCGAGGGAUGAUGGUGAUGAUGAUUACGUGCCAAGAGCAGAACCAUCAUCGGACGAAGACGGGGACAUGGAUCUAGUUUCGGAUGAGGAAGAUGUUGUUCAAAAUAAAGGCGUCACAAAACGAAACGUAUCUCGUGAAUCACUGAAUAUCACUUUGGGAGAUAAUCCAGUACUUUCUGCGCCAGAUGACAGAGAACUGAGGGUGGAUCCAGCUGCAUCGGUCACGAAAAAACAUUUUUGUUUGUAUUGUCAGAAAAUGCAAUCGAAACUAGCUAGACACAUAGAACACAAACAUCAUGAUGAGGAGGAUGUCAAAAAAUUUAUCCAGCUUCCCCCAAAGAGCAAGGAGAGGCAGCAAAUCAUUGCUACAAUCCGGAAGAAUGGAGACUAUUUGCACAAUACGGAUAAGAGAUAUAACACUGGAAAAUUGCUUGUUACCAGGCGACCUAAUAUCCGAAUGAAAAAAACUGCCGAAGAUUAUAUCACGUGUGGUAAUUGUAAAGGGCAAUACGCUAGGAGUGAUUUACGUCAUCAUUUCCGUCGGUGCACUAAGCGUGAUGGGAGACGCGAACGGGUUGCCAUGGUUAAAGGGAGGAAAAUCGCUGCUCGCGUAAACGAGAGGGCAAGUCGUGAUGUGAGAGCAUACAUUUUUCCUUACAUGCGUGAAGAUGAGGUGGUUCGUUGCAUUCGCUAUGAUUUGUUGAUCACAAUUUUUGCCAAUAAACAGUGCCAAAAAUAUGGCACUAAUCAUCAUUUGUACCAAAUGAUUAGAGCCAGACUACGUCUUCUAGGUCGAUUUCUAUUGACAAUAAGGUCAAUAGACAAUCGAAUUUCAGAAUUUUCUGAUAUUUUCAAUCCUCGGUUCUACGACAACUCCAUAGAAGCUGUUCGAGUAGUCGCAGGAUUUGAUGAAGUGAGCAGAACAUUUAAAACCCCAGCAGUUGCCUCUAAUUUGGGUACAUUAUUGAAGCAUGUAGGCGAUUGCUUGAGAUCUGAGUGCAUUAAGAUGGAGCAUGUUGAACAGCAGAGACGAGUUGAAGAUUUUCUAAAGUUAUUGUCCGAGGAUUUCGGAACCAGCAUCAAUCGAGUGGUUACCGAGACACAGACACGAAACAAUCGUCGAAAAGAAGUGAUUCUACCCACAACUGAGGACAUCAAAAAAUUAUUCAAUUUGAUCACAACUGAACGAUGUAAAUGUCUUUCCGAUCUCCAAGAAGGAUUUUCAUUUGAAGUUUGGAAUCAGCUAGGUAAAAUGUCCUUACUAUCUCUACAGAUAUUCAAUCGUCGUCGACCAGGGGAAACUGAACGAAUACUCCUAGAAGAUUUCCGCAGCUACAAAGGUCUGAAUCAUUCAGCAAACAAAGAAGCAUAUAAUGCUUUGAGUGAAGAGGGAAAACGACUAGCACAAAAGUAUGUCAGGUUUGAAAUCAGAGGAAAGCUUGGUCGAGGCGUACCGGUAUUAGUGGACAAUGAGGUACUGGAAUGUUUGGAACUCAUAAUUUCCCAUCGAGAACAGGCAGGUGUCCCACCAAAGAAUGACUACUUGUUUGGCUUGCCAUCAACAGAUAAGGAUCGUCUACGUUAUCAUAGGGCCUGUGACCUUAUGAGGGAAUAUUCCACAAAGUGUGGGGCUGAGAUUCCCAGCGCCUUACGUGGUACCCAACUAAGGAAACACAUUGCUACUAGAUGUAUAAACCUCAAUCUAACAAGAGGCGAGGUUACAGAUAUCGCAAAUUUUAUGGGCCACCAUGAAAAUAUUCACAAAAACAUUUAUCGCCAACCUGUGCUGGAAACAGAUAUUGUGAAGAUCUCGAAGAUUCUUAAUACUGCUCAAGGGUUUGGUGAAUCUGAUGAUUCAGAUGAUGAUGGUAUCCAUGUCCCAAGUACCUCGAGGCUGAGCUCCUCCCGCGGAGACAUCCAUGACGAACCCAGUACUUCCAGCAACGGUUUCACCGGCAAAUCUGAUCAAUCAUUCGGCCACUCCAGCCUCAAUCCUGCGACACCGAGACGAUGGAGCGAGAACCAACGGAAAACUGUAUUGUCUACGUUUAGGAAGAAGCUGGCUGCAGGAAAAAUUCCAACGGGAAUAGAAAUGCAGAAAGUCAUUGAUUCGAGUCCCUGUUUGAAAGGACGUACGGUGCCUCAGUUAAGAUCGUGGUUGCACACGCAGAAGAAGAAGAAUUCCAUGGGUUAAGAGUUGUUCUCUCCGUUUCCUUAGCUUUAAUUUUGAUAGUCAGUAAUGAUUAUUAUUUCUUCGAUGAAUGAUUUCUCCUUCAUUAUUUCUCAUAGUUCGAAAAGAAAUGCUCAUUGAGAAAAAAGUUGUGCAAGCUCAGACAAAGGGAGAAUGAUUUGGCAUUCCUCAUUCUCCAGUAUUUUCUACAUUUUUUUCUCUCCAUACUGGUAUGGAAAGAUAAUUAAUCGUUUCAUGUUUUACUCUUCAUUCGUUGUGAAUAACCAUAGAUAUUGUAAGAUUAGACGUUGAAAAAUACUGUAAUUUCUCUUUAAGUUCUCAUUCAGAGAAAAUAUAUCUAUGUUGCAGCGUUAAUAAAAAAAAUAUAUAUA